Messenger RNA from Linnemannia hyalina, 2394 nucleotides. The record is from the annotation of a GenBank genome assembly. Lineage: Eukaryota; Fungi; Mortierellomycota; Mortierellomycetes; Mortierellales; Mortierellaceae.
AUGACCGUCUCUCCAGACGGACAGCGACUGACCUUUUGGGUUCAGCAGAACCGGACCAUCUUUACCUACGACGUCCCAUCGGCGCUCUGGCUCACAGAGCGACCACUCCCAGAAAUCACCUCCAAGUACCGCAAGGAAAUCUUGCAGUCUGCUACAGAUCCGUCCACAGGGUUAAUAUACUCUCCAAGCGGGUCUGCCAAUGGAACCAGCAUGUUUGUGUACAAUCCUACAACCAACUCUCCUACGUACCUGACUAUGCCAGCACAGUCUGUCAUCAAUGGCACUAUCAGCGGAUACUCGUUCCAGUGGUGUGCUCACAGGAAGAGUAUGCUUCUUUACGGCGGUGACGAUGCAGACCCCGACCGUGAUAAUAAACCGGUCAAAUACAGCAACCCUUACCUGAUCGAGUACUCAUCCCUGACCAACAAUUGGGCCCGUCUGACAACGUCAGGACCAUCGCCCGGACCCGUCAUUUACCACUGCAUGGCAUCAGCAUAUGGUGGGAAGAUGGUCGUAUUUGGUGGCGAGCUCUAUCUGGAGCAUCCUCGAGGCUCUAUCGUUAUCUUGGAUGUCCCGACUCUGACCUGGACGCAAGGUCCCGAUAUUGAUAACCCUCUGAGCCGUUCAAGUGCUGCCUGCACUGUCGCCGGUGAUAACUUUGUUGUCUGGGGUGGACGGGAAAAGGAGUACCGACUCAAACAGCCACCCUCGGAACCAGACGAGCACAACCCUCAGGCCAUUACACUAGAAUCGCUCAAGUACUCACCGGAACCCAGACAUCCAGAGUAUAUCACCCCACAGGUUCAAAACGACUUAUUCUACCUACAGAACAAUGCAACACGAGAAAACAACAACCCCCAGUUUGGCCUUCGAUUGCUUUACGAGGCAAUACCUGCUUCAGAGCAACCGAGGGGUCCUCAGUUUCGGAUGGGUGCGCCUCAGGAGGAUGCGUAUGUGCGGCAUAGUCAACCACAGAACUAUAAUGUUAACCAAAGGAUGGUGGUUGUCAGUCCACAGGCACAGGCACAGGCACGGAUGAUACAGUUGCAACAACAACAACAACAACAACAACAACAACAACAACAACAACAACAACAACAACAACAAAAAUUGCUGCAACUUCAGCAAUAUCAACCAUUGUCUCUUGCAGCAAAACAACAGCUAUACUUGGAUGAACUCGAUCGGUUGAGGAUAGAUGCGAUGAACAACUUCACGAGGAUGAUGGUGUACAACUUUGUGACGGGAGCUACGACUUCGACGCCUAUGCCUUCGGUCAAGUUGUUGAAAUUGCCAGUGGGACAGUAUGCAUGGGCAUGGAAUGGGGUCAGACAGAGUAUGUUGCUCCAUGGAGGUGCCAACUAUCGGAAUAUAACGAAGCCCUUUGCCAACCCCAACCUUCUCGAGUUCUUGCCCACCACAUCCAAAUGGCGGAGAUUAACGACAAAGGGUCAGCGACCACCUACAUUGACGGAGCACUGUAUGGUUGCGGCUCAAGGAGGCAGCAAGAUGGUGCUGUACGGAGGAACACUCGUCGACGUCAAUAGUACACUUCAGGGAGAUGUUUAUAUUCUCGACAUCGCCACACUGACCUGGACUAAGGGUCCUCCGCCACCAGGCAACUCUCAGUUCCGUCGAAACAUGGCGUGCACAGCCGCUGGAAACAACUUUGUCGUCUGGGGAGGACAAUCGUUUAAUUACACAUUCUUGGACACUGCAGUGUUUGAUCUCAGGAGCAACCAGUGGACAAAUCAGUUCUUGCUGGAUACACCAACACCCAUAUCCACCACUCCAGUAGAGAGCCCCACACCCACCAAUACCGGCGACGACAACACCAACAGUGAAAACAGUACCAGCAACGCUCAUAGGAGGACAAUCUCCAUCAUUGCCGGCGUAGCAUCAUCUCUUGGCCUUUUAUUCCUCGGCGCAUGUAUUUUCAUCUGUCUCCGCAGACGCAGGCAUAACAACGGCGGCACGGGUUUCAGUCGGAUCCAGAACGUCAACAUGAACAACAAACCCAAUCGUGCAUCCAAGCGCCUGAGCAACCGCGGAGGAGGACCUGCUACUGGCAACCCACCCAGAGACCCACACGAAGUCAUGAGUCUCCAACACCAACUUUUCGAACAGGAACGGAGGUCUCAAGAAAAGAGCAUCUCGAGAUCCAACAGUGAGAAAUCGGAUACUGUCCAGUUGUUGUCGCCCACCACGACAGAUCACUCUGGUACCCUUGUCGGGUCGGGUGGAGGAGGAGGGAGAAGGGAGUCGAAGGAGGAGUGGAUGAGGAGACAGAGGGCGGAGGUGGAUCAGGAACGGCAAGCGUUAGCGGAGAUUCAGUUGCAGCAGUUGGAGUAUCAGAGGCAGCUGGAUGCCCUCAGGUCUGAGGCUUAUACCCGGUAG